Nasonia vitripennis (jewel wasp) is the source of this 1666-nucleotide messenger RNA. Its product is annotated as zinc finger protein 184-like. NCBI's taxonomy places the organism in Eukaryota, Metazoa, Arthropoda, Insecta, Hymenoptera, Pteromalidae. The coding region runs from base 250 to 1362 and encodes 370 amino acids. The transcript has 7 exons. The record is from RefSeq and is a predicted model, not a curated record.
AAGCGUCAUUCCGAAAGUGACAGGCAAGCGGUGUGCACAUUAGACUUGAAUUUUCAUUUAUUUUUUAAUAAUAGUGUAUUUAUUUAUAUACCUUCUUUUAUGUAAUAUAUUUUAUCGUUAAUAUAGCGUUCAAUAAAUUAGUAUUCUUUCACAUAUCACGAAACUUUCUUAAAGAAAAUUCAACAAGUUCAAUUUAUACUAUUUUUUAACAUUGAAUACUUGUGUCAUUAACUGUUACACAUAAUAUUCAUGAUGCAUAAUAAUGAAUUCGCACAGACAGGCAAGCCACCGACCGAUGACUCAGCAGUCAGCAAGUCGUCAGUGAUCGAAACCAACGGGUCGAUCGCAAGAACGAGCGAGAGUAAUGAAGAGUGCAACGAUUACAGUAGUUUCGAAGAUUUAUUAAAUAUCGAUAAUUUUAUCACAAUGGAGAAUAACACUCUAGAUGGUAUUUCCAAUGCUUUUCAUGGAUUAACCACUUCAAGCAUCAAUUUUAAUCAAGAGAAUUUGUCAACGAUAUCCGGGACUGGCGUUGAUGGCCAAAGCGAUGGAAGCAUAAAUACUCCUGAAAAUCCGGCAAACAAUAAUUUGAAUGUAUCUUCUUUAUCAGAUGUGUCUCUUGCAUUAAAAGAACCAAAUUUCAUUGUGAAAGUUGGCAAUAAAUCUGAUGGACAAUGCAAAGUUAAGAUCGAUUCCAAUACGUAUUUUAUUAACGCUCAUGUUCAAAUGACCAAUUUUGAAGCAUCAGGCUCCUUAAUUCCAAAUUUGAAUUCGAUUGAACACAGCAAUGGUACUUCGACUGUUCCUAUUGCGAAAUCUACAUCUAUAACAUCGAUGGCUCAAAAAAAAUAUUUUCCCAAAUUCAUCAAACUUUACUGUGCCAAAUGUGGCGAGAGUCCUUGGACCCCCCGAUACUACAGCGAUCAAAAAUGUUCAACUUGCGAAAACAAGGUUACGCUCCGUUGUUGCAAGUGCAAGCAAGAAUCUGACAAGUACGAAAAUAUGGUUUACCACCUGAAGACCAAAUGUGCUCCUAACGACGUAAGAUAUAAAUGUUCGCAAUGCGACUAUAAUACAUUUCUAAGAUCUUCAUUGAGACAUCACAUAAAGUCGCACGAGCCGUCGAACAACAUCAAGUGCCCGGAUUGCGGUAUCAGCGUUUUAAAAAAUAAAAAGUGUCUUGAAAAUCAUCAAAGAUAUAGUUGCCCAAACAGACAACAAGAAGGAUACAUGAAGUGUUCACAUUGCUAUAAAAAAUACAGGAAUGAAAUAUGCUUCCAAAAGCACAAGAAAAACUGCAUUUAUAACCGAGAUCGCGAAGAAGAGCGCCUUGACGAUGGAUCUUCGCAUGCAAACACAUGAUUGUACAUAAAACUGAAUGUAGCAUCUAAUUAGACGUUGUAUAAUAAUCUUAUAAAAAUACGCUUGUAAAUAGUUAUGUGUAAUCGUGUGAUUUGUGAUUAUUAAUUUUUCAUAAUAAGAUAAUUUGUACAUUAUUGAAUCAUGAAUGUGAUGCAUAUUCUAACGAAUAUUGAUAGUUAUAUUAUAUUUGAUUUGAUAGUUAUAUACCAUAAAACGAUGAAUAAUUAAAAAUCGAACAGCAAAUUUGUAGAAAUUAGUUUUUCUUUAUUGUCUCAAUAAAUUUAUAACAGUAUAUUGCACAAAA